Dermacentor andersoni is the source of this 1317-nucleotide messenger RNA. RefSeq lists its product as uncharacterized. The record is from RefSeq and is a predicted model, not a curated record. NCBI's taxonomy places the organism in Eukaryota, Metazoa, Arthropoda, Arachnida, Ixodida, Ixodidae.
AUGGAUGGAGCCCCUAUUCCACGGCCCCACUGGCUUCUGCGGCUCGCCGAGCCUAGUGGCGGGUCGCCAGCUGGCUUCCCAAGUCCCGUUCGCAGUGGUCUCCUCCUCGGGGGCUCCCGCACCUUGAUCGACACGCCGGGCUGCAGAAUGCGGCUGCAUCAGUGGCUUUUCCCAGACCUCGCUCCAUCGACGCGCAGCUCCCUCCCGGUAUGCGUGGGCCGCGAGCCGCCCGUGAGCUUUAACCUCGACCGGGCAUUCUUGGACUACGCCAGGCUAGACAACACGUAUGGAAUCCACUCGUUCCACGAGGUGUCCUGCCUUUACGCCGCACUGGUCACUGACUCCAACGUGACCGCGUCAGACCACCGGCCGCGGCCAUUCGAAAAAGAGUGGUGCAAUAUAACAACCGGCAUGAAGCUCGAGGCCGAGUACUUUAAACUUCGUUGCCUUCACAAAGGCGAUAUUAUCUACAGUGGCUUGCACCUCAUAGCCAGGAGGCGUUACCGGCCGCCAGCUGCGAAGGUGGCCGUCAAGCCCAGGAAAAAGCCCAGUGUCCUCGUAGUCUCCAUCGGCGCCUCAUCGCGCAACGACUUCGAGAGAAACUUCAGGGACACCACCAGUUUCCUCAGACACUCUCUCAACGCGCACGAACUGCUUGGCUACAGCGCCGUCGGCGCUGGCUCCUUUCCGAGCGCCGUGGCGUUGCUGGGCGGAAUGACGGCGGGUGAGGCGUGGUCCCAUUCUUCCGAAGCUUCGUACGAUGUCCUGCCCCUUCUCUGGAAGGACUACAAGAAGCAGGGACACUGGACGCUGUACGUCGAGGAAACGCCUUCUGAAGGCGCGUUCGUCGACCCCGUCGAUCGUGGUUUUCGCCGCAAGCCCACCGAUUACUACCCUCUAGCCAUGGCCUCGCAGAUGAGCCUGCCCAAUGAAACGGCUCAGUCGCUCGUGCCCGAGGUUGGUAUCUCCAAUGAGCAGCCGUCAAUAUGUUCAGGCUACAGGCUGCGUAGCAAGGCUCUGCUCGAUUACGCCUCGGAACUGAUAAGAGCGGGCGAUGGGUAUCCUUUCUUCGUUUUCAUCAAUCUGAAGGACUCCUCGCGAGGCGGCGCGAAGGCUCGCGCCCUGGACAGGCCGCUGAAGACGUUCCUCGCGAACCUCGAACGGCGAGACGUGUUCGCUGAAACAACGCUGAUUCUGCUCAGCGAUAUUGGCAAGAGUCACUGGGACACCGGGAUCACCCGCGAUGGCAGCGAUAUGCCGCUGUGCUUUGUCAAGCUGCCCCCACUCUUGGUCGAAAGGUUUGUCAAUGGCCCUUGA